This is a messenger RNA of Felis catus (domestic cat), 6437 nucleotides long. It is a transcript of the gene KLHL9, whose product is annotated as kelch like family member 9. Gene Ontology annotation, molecular function: ubiquitin-protein transferase activity; cullin family protein binding. NCBI's taxonomy places the organism in Eukaryota, Metazoa, Chordata, Mammalia, Carnivora, Felidae. The coding region runs from base 2631 to 4484 and encodes 617 amino acids. The record is from RefSeq and is a predicted model, not a curated record. Gene Ontology annotation, biological process: protein ubiquitination; regulation of cytokinesis. The transcript is spliced from 4 exons. Gene Ontology annotation, cellular component: Cul3-RING ubiquitin ligase complex.
CCAGGUCCCGCGGAAGCCGCAGCUUCGCAGGCAGCGGGAGCCCCUCCCGGGAGAGGCGCCGCCGGAAUCCGGGACAGGGUGGGGCCGCGAGGACAGCGAGCAGACCCCUCCCUAGUCGGGCCUGACCGCCGAGGGGGAGCUGAGCCGCACUUCGCACCGAGCCUUUCAUGUUCAUGGUCGGCCCCUGCGUGGAUCCUCUCCUUUGUCGAGCAGUGUUUCAGCCAGAGCGGUUUACAAAGGGCUCAUUUCCUCGGGAUGCGGGGCAGGACUGAAAUUGCACUUCGUGGGGUGAUGUUCUUUUCCCACAGUUUGAAAAUACGAUUUUAUGGCAGGCCAUUAUUUUGAUAAUCUUUUCUUCGGCUGAAAACAGUGAUAACUGUCUUGUUGGCACAUUUUUAGGCUCGGUCUCCAUUUUGACUAAAUCAAAAUUUUCAUCAAGUGCUUCUCUAUGCAUUGAGACAUACACUUCACCAUCAGAGCAGUGACUCCACUCGGCCCUGUAGCGGCAUUGACCCCGACCAUGUGGAUGGCUGUGGAGAGACCUUUGGAAUGUUUGGCCACGUUGGCUUCAGCGGGCUGAAUUGUGGUCCCAGAUAGAGACUGAUUCCUUGGAAGUCCUUCUUCACAGCCAGUAUGGAGUCUUCAUUGCUCAGGGGAGUCUUUCUAUCGCCAACUCCUGCACCAAACAGGUUUCCAAGACUUCCCAAUGCUGAUGAAAUCCAGUAAAGAAUAUUUUCAGGUCAGUCGCAAUCCAACCAACCUCUUAUGCUGAACAUGUUUAAGAUAUGCUGGAGCAUCUGGUGGAGGCCACUGGCAGUCUGAACCUUCUGGAACUUGCUGCCAUCUACUGAAACAAAAGAAAACGAUUGGAACCAGCUAACUGUCCAUCAGUAGGGGAUUGGUUAAAUAAUUUAUGAUACAGCCAUUUAUAGGGAAACAAUAUAAAGUUCUCUACUUACAAAUAUGGGAAGAUCUCCAAGUGAAAAAAAAGUAGGUGCAGAACAGUGACUAUAGGUUGCUAUCUUUUACAUGAAAAUAGAGUAUAAUAAAAUGUUAUAUUCUUACUAGUUUGCACAUGCAUAAAGAAACUAGACAGAUUUAAAAGACAUGAAUCCCUUCAGACUGUGGAAAGUGUUGGAAGAAAUUGUGUCACAAUGUACAUUUAUUCAUAUGCCGAAAUUUAAGUUUACUACGAAAGAAAUUCAAGCUAAUAAAAAUAUUCAUAAAGGGAAGAAUAGAGGGGAAACGCACAAACAUUGCUGGUGACCACAUUUUGGGAACAUUUUUAUAUGUCUUGAGUCCCAUCCUUAGGAUUUAUCCAAAAACGGGGGAAAGUUUUGUGCCUAGAUUUUAUAAGUUUAUUAGAGACUAUAAAAGAAUGAAGUACAAGAAGUUAUAUAUAUUCAGGAACAAAUAAUGGGCAAAGGAAACUAUAGUAUGUAUAUUCAUUGGAAAGUUGUAUAGCCACGUAAAGAUGUGUGAGCGGGAAACAAUUACUGAUGAUGGAAUUGCAUUCUGAGGACAAAAUUUAGGCUACGUUAUUCACAUAGCGGGGUUACAGUUUGGUUACUCAGAGACACACGAUGUAUGUUUCAAGUGAUUAGUAAUUUGAAAAUAUGAACCCAAGUUAUAAUUGAGGUGUUAUUAUGUUGUGCCGGAUAGAAAUCACAGCUAACGUGCUUUCUUGAGGCACAGUGUUAAGCAUCUUCCUCCUCCGCCCCCUCUACUGCCCCAUUUCUUUUCAAUUCAUACAAAAGCCGCAUUUCAUUGUUAUUCCAAAGGCAGAAGCCAGGAAGUACAAAUCUUAAAGAAAAAGUACGAAUUGAGGAGGAGAGCUCGGAGGCCGCGACACGUUUAUACCACACGCGCGGCGUAACAUUCGGUCACCCGUUCCGGCCCAUUGAAUCCCACCCACGCAGCGACCCAGAGAGGCCCGGCUCGCGGCCACACCACACCCCUCCUCCUCCCCAACCCCCGCCCUUUGCGUCUCCCCCGUCCUUCCUCCCCAUCCCCCAUACGUCCGCCCACUGACGAGGUCGGACGGCUGCGCAGCCGCAGUAGCUACCGCGGCCGCUCCUAGCCCUGGGGAUCCUGGGACGAGGCCUUUCCGGAAGGAGCGGCUCGGCGUCCGGGGCUAGGCCCUUGUUCCAGGCCCGGGCUCAAGCCAGGCCCUCGUUCCAGGCCCUCGUCCUAACACAGCUCUCCGUAGCCGCCGCGACGCUCUGGUGACAGCGGAGGGCGCCGCGGGCCGCUCGCUGAGGUGGCCGGCCUCGCCGCCAAGCGAGCCGCAGUACGUGGCGGCGCCUCCCCCUUGGCCCGGAGCGGAACUGCUGGAGGAGCGGCAGCGCAGGCCGGACGGACCAGGUGAACCGGGUCACUUAACAGCCUUCUGGUGAUGAAUCAUCUGCGUGACAGUCAGAUUUGAGGUCCACAGCCCUUUGUGGUCCUGCUAUCGGACAGUUUUCAGUGGAUGACUGACUGGUGUGAUCUGAGGGGUGCCGCAGGGACUGCUUGCCCUUGAUAAGGAAAGCGAGCUCCCCGGCUCUUUGGACGGCCUCGUUUCCUUGAAAGCUUUCAGAUUAUAACUUCUUUCUCCGGCACAGAUCUGUGCAAAAGGAAGGCUUUCACACAUGAAAGUGUCUCUUGGUAACGGCGAAAUGGGCGUCUCCGCCCAUUUGCAGCCUUGCAAGGCAGGAACCACACGUUUUUUUACCAGCAAUACUCACAGUUCGGUGGUAUUGCAAGGCUUUGAUCAGCUUAGAAUAGAAGGAUUGCUUUGCGAUGUGACACUGGUACCGGGUGAUGGAGAUGAAAUCUUCCCCGUUCACAGAGCUAUGAUGGCGUCUGCCAGCGAUUAUUUCAAGGCUAUGUUCACGGGGGGAAUGAAAGAACAAGAUCUAAUGUGCAUUAAGCUUCAUGGGGUGAACAAGGUUGGUCUGAAGAAAAUAAUUGAUUUUAUUUAUACUGCAAAACUUUCUCUUAAUAUGGACAAUCUUCAGGACACGCUUGAAGCUGCCAGCUUUUUACAAAUCUUACCUGUUUUGGACUUCUGUAAAGUAUUUCUUAUUUCGGGAGUCUCUUUAGAUAACUGCGUUGAAGUUGGACGAAUUGCUAACACCUACAAUCUCAUAGAAGUGGAUAAGUAUGUCAAUAAUUUCAUCCUGAAGAAUUUUCCUGCAUUAUUGAGUACUGGAGAGUUUCUAAAACUCCCUUUUGAACGGCUUGCCUUUGUGCUUUCCAGUAAUAGUCUUAAGCACUGUACUGAACUUGAGCUCUUCAAGGCUGCCUGUCGCUGGCUAAGGUUGGAAGACCCUCGGAUGGAUUAUGCUGCAAAAUUAAUGAAGAAUAUUCGAUUUCCAUUGAUGACACCACAGGAUCUCAUCAAUUACGUGCAGACAGUAGAUUUCAUGAGAACAGACAAUACCUGUGUGAAUUUGCUUUUAGAAGCUAGCAAUUACCAAAUGAUGCCAUACAUGCAGCCAGUGAUGCAGUCAGAUAGAACUGCCAUUCGAUCUGACUCGACGCACUUGGUCACAUUAGGAGGAGUUUUGAGGCAGCAGCUGGUUGUCAGUAAAGAACUGCGGAUGUAUGACGAAAGGGCACAAGAAUGGAGAUCUUUAGCCCCCAUGGAUGCUCCUCGUUACCAGCAUGGUAUUGCUGUCAUUGGAAACUUUCUUUAUGUAGUCGGUGGUCAAAGUAAUUAUGACACGAAAGGAAAGACUGCUGUCGAUACAGUUUUCAGAUUUGAUCCUCGGUAUAACAAAUGGAUGCAGGUUGCAUCUUUAAACGAAAAGCGCACAUUCUUCCACUUGAGUGCUCUCAAGGGACAUUUAUAUGCUGUUGGUGGGCGCAGUGCAGCUGGUGAGCUGGCCACAGUAGAAUGUUACAACCCAAGGAUGAACGAGUGGAGCUAUGUUGCAAAGAUGAGUGAACCGCACUAUGGCCAUGCCGGAACAGUGUAUGGAGGCUUAAUGUAUAUUUCAGGAGGAAUUACUCAUGACACUUUCCAAAAUGAGCUUAUGUGUUUUGACCCAGAUACAGACAAAUGGGCACAGAAGGCUCCAAUGACUACAGUCAGAGGUCUGCACUGCAUGUGUACAGUUGGAGACAAGCUCUAUGUCAUUGGUGGCAAUCACUUCAGAGGAACAAGCGAUUAUGAUGAUGUUCUAAGCUGUGAAUACUAUUCACCAACCCUGGACCAGUGGACUCCAAUUGCUGCUAUGUUAAGAGGUCAAAGUGAUGUUGGAGUUGCCGUCUUUGAAAAUAAAAUCUAUGUUGUAGGUGGAUAUUCUUGGAAUAAUCGUUGUAUGGUAGAAAUUGUCCAGAAAUAUGACCCAGAGAAGGAUGAGUGGCAUAAAGUUUUUGACCUUCCAGAGUCUCUUGGUGGCAUUCGAGCUUGUACUCUCACAGUUUUUCCACCUGAGGAAAACCCUGGGUCACCUUCUAGAGAAUCACCUCUUUCAGCACCUUCAGAUCAUUCUUAGGACUAACAUGUAAUACCUUUACAGCGCAUCAUGGAUGAUCGCACACUUCCCCUUCAGUUGUUAUCUUCUUACAGCGAUUGGUACAGUUAAUUAGAUAAGUGGUAACUGAUGUUAUUUGUAUUGUUUGGCUUAGUGUGUUUAUCAUAUGGUUAACAAAUGUAUUCUGAAAAUGUAUUCAACAUAGCCAGCUGUUUUAACAGAUGUAAGAAGAUAGGUAGCGAACUGUUUUAGAUGUCUUUGUGGCGUUGUGUAAGUCAAAUUGUAGGUGAUCGUAGUAAAUGUGUAACUGUGUUCAUUAUGCUUCAAAGUGGAGAGUUUUCAUCUUUGACUUCGAAACAUCAAAGGGAGGCUGCCUGCUCUAACCUAAAAUAAAAGGUCGCCAAAUACUAUUACCUACGUCCCUUUUUUCAUAUAGUUUUUGACAUCGUUGCCAAUUCACCAGAUCAUGUGAGUGCAUUCAGAGUAUGUGAAGUUUCUUAGAAAUAAACAGUAAAGCCCUAAGUCAGGGUUUUGUAUUUCUCUCAGAGAGGGAAAGGGAGAGAGAAAAUAUAAGCUCGUGUGCUCACACACACGCAUACAUACAUGUGUAUAUACGUUCGUAUGUCCACACAUAGGCACAUCUAAUUUUUAAAUUGAUAUUUCAUCUGUAGGGAAAUUGUUUUUAAAUUAAUUUUUUGUUCUACCUAGCAGCUAUGUAUAUUCAAAUGGGAAUUCAGUACCAGAGAAUAAGUGUCUGUACUGAAUAAGAGAAUAAGAGUCAUACUAAAUUGAGACAGAUAAGGGCUACAACAUAUUAAAUUGACCACCAAAUUUGUCAUUUGACUAAAUUGUCACUUCAGGUGAAACUUCUUUUACUUCUUCUGCUUGUGAAUUCUGUGGAGUUGCUUUUAUACAGGUUAUUUAGCAAAGUUCAGGUUUCCGAGAAUUGGUUUAGCUGAGUAAAUGUAAGCUGUGCUAUUUUCUACCUUUUUAUUCGGUAAAACUUACAUGAAGACAGCUGAGAAAGGAAUAUGCUGAACAAAACUACAGGAUUUUAAGUUCGGUUUCCCAACUUAGUCAUUCUAACAUGAUCAUUUGAUUUGGGGUGGUUGCUCCAGCUUUGUGUGAUCUGCCUCAAGGCUGUGAUUUGAGCAGGAGAGAUACAGUCAGUUCUGUGUCGAAUCAGAAUAAUGUCCUUUUGGCUAUGUCUAAAGAACAGGACCAACUUCAGAUUCCCUAAGAAGCCAGCUACAGAAAGCUUAGGACUCUGCUGUCUUUCAGGCAGUACUAAAGUCGAUGUUAAGCCUUUAAAAUACCAAGGGCAUCCCUCCUGGUUGCGAAUCACAUGGGGAGAUCCUAGUGAGACUUUUUCAGCAAAAGGAGUCCUCUUUAUGUAGUGAGUGAUUCUGGAGAGGUACUUUCCUAGAAUAAUUGCCUACCCGAAGAAAAAAUUUACAUAUGUACUUUGACAUACAUAUGAAUAUGUAUAUCCCUACACUUGGGAAGUUGUCAUAGUAUAAACCAGGAACAAUCUUUUUAUUGACAAUCCCAUAAUAAAACUCAGGAACCAAGACAAGAGGAAUUGGCUUCCAGGGAUCUGAACCUUACUGCCCAUACAAGUGUUGAUUCAUUUUAAUGCUUUUUAUGAUUUCUGCAUUGGCAGAAAAUUUCAUACUUUCUAUGUUUUUUUAAAUGACUAAUUUUUUAUUACUAAAAGUAGCACAUUGAGUACACUUAGAAAAUAGAGAAAGUAGAAAUUGAUGUAAACUUUGUGCAUUGAAUAAGCAAGAAAUGGCAUCCCAAUCAUUUCUUUAUUAAUAAGGUUAAAUAUUUGUGUGGUUUCUUUUGAGUAGCUGUGUUUCCUGUGUUUGAAUGUUCAUGUCUUUUACCCUUGUGAUGAUACCUAUUGGAGUUGCUUUGUUUUUUCAUACCAAGUUAUAGGCUCUCUAUAUAAUAAAUGUAAUUGAACUGGCA